GCAAAGCAAGUUUUUGGUGGCAGUGGGCAGCGACCAGCGUGUGUCCCGGCGCGUUUAAGGUCGACGAUCCACUCAUAGGGCGCUCGUUUAGGUGCCAAGCUUCGGAGGCUGAAGGCAAGCGGCGCAGGCCCAGUGGAGCGGCGCUACCCAGCUGCACUGACGUCUCUCACCUGUCGCCUUUACCUCGAGACGGCAGCUGUCCAACUUUCGCAUGUCGUAGCCUCGCCCACAACACGACUUCGUUUUCGCCCAUCUCCACCCCCGAACCCGCAAUGGCACGCGACAGGUUUGCUCGGCAGAGCCUCGGUGGCACGCUCCAUCAGCGCAUCAGAGAGGCACGCGUCUUGAUGGUAGGAGCUGGCGGCAUCGGCUGCGAACUGCUCAAGAACCUCGUUCUCACCGGCUUUGGCGAAAUCCACAUUGUAGACCUCGACACCAUCGACCUCAGCAACCUCAACCGCCAAUUCCUGUUCCGCAACGAGCAUAUCAAGAAGUCCAAAGCAUUGGUUGCGAAAGAGUCGGCCGGCAAGUUCAACCCCAACGUCAGCAUCGUAGCGUACCACGACAACAUCAAGGAUGGCCAGUUCAGUGUCGCCUGGUUCCAGAGCUUCGGCCUCGUCUUCAAUGCGCUGGACAAUUUGGACGCGCGGCGACAUGUCAACAAGAUGUGUCUCGCGGCCAAUGUCCCGCUGAUUGAGAGUGGCACCACUGGCUUCAACGGCCAAGUUCAGGUUAUCAAGCGGGGCGAAACCGAAUGCUACGAUUGCACACCCAAAGACGCCCCCAAGUCGUUCCCCGUAUGCACCAUCCGAAGCACGCCCUCGCAACCCAUCCACUGCAUAGUAUGGGGCAAGUCAUAUCUCUUCGCCGAGAUCUUUGGCACCUCAGAAGACGAAGCGCCCGAGCUAGACCAUAGCGAAGAUGCCGACAAUGCCAGCGAAGUCGCGAAUCUACGAAAGGAAGCACAAGCGCUGAAGCGAAUUCGCGAUUCCAUGGGCUCCCAGGACUUCCCGCGACUGGUUUUCGACAAGGUUUUCAACGAGGAUAUCGAGCGGUUACGGAGCAUGGAAGACAUGUGGAAGACUAGGAAAGCGCCCGAGGCAUUGGACUACGACACGCUUAUGCAGGAAUCGCUAGGUGUGGGUACAGGAAUCGCACAGCAAGACCAAGUCACAUGGAAUGUAGCGGAGAAUUUCGCCGUCUUCGUGGACAGCAUCAAGCGACUCAGUACUCGGCUGGAAGAGACGCGCGCAAACGCUGAUAUUGGGAACUCGGUGCCUAUUCUCAGCUUCGACAAGGACGACGUGGACACGCUGGACUUUGUCGUCGCAAGUGCAAACCUGCGCUCACACAUCUUUGGCAUAGAAAUGCGGUCCAAGUUUGACAUCAAGCAAAUGGCUGGCAACAUUAUUCCUGCGAUUGCGACUACAAACGCCAUGACUGCCAGUCUCUGCGUUCUACAAGCUUUCAAAGUCAUGCGCGAACAGCUCGACAAAGCCAAGAUGGUCUUCCUUACCCGUAGCACUGAGCGCGUCAUCUCAAGCGAGUCACUGCGACCACCAAAUCCCCGCUGUGCAACUUGCGGCGUAUGCUAUGCCACACUGCAUGUCGAUUUACCGCGUGCGAAACUGAGCGAUCUGGUCAAUAUCAUUCUGAAGGAACAGCUGGGCUAUGGAGAAGAAUUCAGUGUCAAGCGAGAUUCGGAUAUACUCUACGAUAUCGACGAGGACAUGCAUCUCGACAAGACAUUCGAGGAACUCGGCCUUAACGGCGACACCUUCCUCACAAUCUCCGAUGACUCGGAAGAAGAUGGGAAGGUUGAUUUAGUAUUUUCUGUGAUACACCAAGAUUUCACCGAGAACGCAAACCCACUCAGGUUACCGGAUGAAGUCAAGAUUGCGACAAAGCCCAAGAUGCCUGUACCAGAGACCAUUGACCAUGCGACUGUCAACGGCACCGUUCUGAACGGUGACGUCACGGAUAUCAGCAACGGAAACACGAAUGGUGCUGCGAAGCGCACAGCCAGCGAAGCAGGUCUCCAGGAUGAGCUCGUCCGGAAGAAGGGUAAGGUCAUCGAGGAGUCACAAAAGAAAGACGAUGGCCACAUCACUAUCGAAGACGACAAGAAUGACGGAGCGAUUGUCAUUGAUGAUGACUGAACAACUUGGCGACAAGCUUGAUUGCUGGCUGCAAGUCAGCGAACCAUCAUCUUGCGUCUCGUCAUUGGCUCUGUUGGCGACACUAAAGUAUACGAUAUACUUCACUCUUUUUUUCUCGACGUUGGAUCAUAAGCGUUGGAGCCUGAUUGCUUAUGUCCAUUGCACCCAUCUCACCACAUCCUUGCACCUGGAACAACGGCUCGGUAUUCGAUGCGCUUGCAGCAUAUAGAUUUCCUUUUCUGUACCAUACAUCAGCCAGCCAUUUGAAGUCGUCGCCAUGGACGUCUUCUGGAUUCAUUGGCUUACCCUAGUCUAAGGAGCAUUUGGUGGAAGGAAUCACGUCUGGAGAAAGCCACCAGGCCGUCUUGCAAGGCCGGAAUGGCAACUGAUUGGGAAGAUCUCAAACAUUGUAGUAGUAAAUGACUUAGACGGCAGAUAAGCCACCAUCUAGAUUCAAUACACAAUUGUGUGCAUAUUUG
Alternaria alternata is the source of this 2638-nucleotide messenger RNA. RefSeq names its product ubiquitin-activating enzyme E1 3. Gene Ontology annotation, cellular component: cytoplasm; SUMO activating enzyme complex. Gene Ontology annotation, molecular function: SUMO activating enzyme activity. Gene Ontology annotation, biological process: protein sumoylation. NCBI's taxonomy places the organism in Eukaryota, Fungi, Ascomycota, Dothideomycetes, Pleosporales, Pleosporaceae. The coding region runs from base 273 to 2159 and encodes 628 amino acids. The record is from RefSeq and is a predicted model, not a curated record. The transcript has 5 exons.